Messenger RNA from Enhydra lutris kenyoni (northern sea otter), 2680 nucleotides. RefSeq names its product ring finger protein 141. Gene Ontology annotation, biological process: protein autoubiquitination. Gene Ontology annotation, molecular function: ubiquitin-protein transferase activity. The record is from RefSeq and is a predicted model, not a curated record. Lineage: Eukaryota; Metazoa; Chordata; Mammalia; Carnivora; Mustelidae. Bases 197 to 889 code for a protein of 230 amino acids. The transcript is spliced from 6 exons.
AGAGGCGCUUCAUUGGGGAAACAGGCCUGGCCCUGCCACCCUUCCUAGGCCUCGGCUUAGGGCGCAACGCUGGCUUGGGAGGCCCUUCCGUGGACGCUAUCUCCCCAACCAGUUUCCAGUGACCGGGGCUGCAGAUGUCUUGUCCGAUAACUAUGUGAAGCAACAUUGUUUCUGGAUUUCAAGACAUCCUUUCAUCAUGGGACAGCAAUUUUCAGAUCAGACACAGUUGGUUCUUAACAAGUUACCAGAAAAAGUAGCAAAACAUGUCAUAUUGGUUCGAGAAAGUGGCUCCUUAACUUAUGAAGAAUUUCUUGGGAGAGUAGCAGAACUUAAUGAUAUAACUGCUAAAGUGGCUUCUGGCCAGGAAAAACAUCUUCUCUUUGAGGUACAACCUGGGUCUGAUUCCUCUGCCUUUUGGAAAGUCGUUGUACGGGUGGUCUGUACGAAGAUCAACAAAAGCACUGGCAUUGUAGAAGCAUCACGGAUCAUGAAUUUGUACCAGUUUAUUCAGCUUUAUAAAGACAUCACAAGUCAAGCAUCAGGAGUAUUGGCCCAGAGCUCCACUUCUGAAGACCAAGAUGAAAACUCAUCAUCUGUAACAUCUUGUCAGGCUAGUCUUUGGAUGGGAAGGGUGAAGCAGCUGACUGAUGAGGAGGAGUGUUGUAUCUGCAUGGAUGGUCGAGCUGACCUCAUCCUGCCUUGUGCUCACAGCUUUUGUCAGAAAUGCAUUGAUAAAUGGAGUGAUCGACACAGGAAUUGCCCUAUUUGUCGCCUGCAGAUGACUGGAGCAAAUGAAUCUUGGGUGGUAUCAGACGCGCCCACCGAAGACGAUAUGGCUAACUAUAUUCUUAACAUGGCCGAUGAGGCAGGCCAGCCCCAUAGGCCAUGACCUUGGGGUGAAGGUCUUCUUUUGCUAUUAUGAGCUACAAACGUUUUGGUCAUGGGAGAAGAAUGCAGGGAUAUUGUGGUACAGACACAGAGAAAUCAAUUUUCCCUUCCCUCGUAUUUUCGCUAUUCUGACGAUUUGUUCCAUUUCUUUUGAUAAACUUUCCGUGUCUUCCAUUUAUAGUAAACUAAAAUUUGCUACUGUUUUAGACCAUAUUUUUCUAUUAUUUAUCUGUUCUAAUAUAUAUUAGAACUAAUUGCUCUUGAAUUCUUUGCUGAGGUAACAGCAACAUUUCCAGAGGCUUCUAAAACACUAUUUUUCAGGGCAGGAGUAUUCUGGAAUCUAUUUAGUUAGGUUUAAAAUAAACCUUGAAUGUCAAAAAGUUGUAGCCAUCUGAGAGAAAAUUUGAAGUGACUGAAAAUGUAGACUACAUCAAAGUGCAUGUUACUACUUAAAUUAGUCUUUCUGCUGGAAUCUAAGGAGUGUGUAUGCCCCCUUGUGGUUAAUUAUUGCUCCUUUAAUAAUUUUUACUUGAAAUGAUCCACAGUUGUUUCAUAACUUUAGCAGUGUGUUUGGAACUACAUGUUUGUUACUCAAAUCUUUUUUGUUUGUUUGUUUUCAUGCUGUAUAAUUUGGAUGAGGCGUGAUUUUGCCUUAUAAAUGGAUUUCUGCUGAGGAAUCUUCUUGGCUAUUCUGGAAAUGCUUUCCCACAGCGGGGAAACUGCUCUAAGUAGCUUUUGGAUAAUGCUCAUGCACUUUGGAGUUUCAGAAGGAAAUUUUUCUUCAAUUCAGAUCCUGAAUUUUGUAUUUCCAAAUUAUGAUAAAUCAUUCAAUAUUGGUUCAUGGUGCUUUUAUUUUCUUAACUUUGAAGGCAUCUUUCUGAGGUCUCCAAGUCUUCAAAUUUCUAAUAUUAUUAAGAGAGAAAAUAGGGUGUAGGCUUUUAAACAUAUGUACCAUAAACAUGGAGAAAAUUAGGAGAUAAAUUGGCUUUCUGCUGUUUCAUGGUACUUUGAAAUACUCAGAGAGAGUAUAGUCAUAAUGGAAUUAUGAUUUUCAGUGACACUUCAUUUUUUUUACUAAAUUCUGCUUAUAAGGUAAAAUUUUUGUUUUAUAUUAAGCAUUAACAUUUUAGCAUAUAAUGAAACUAGAACCUGAUGUCUCCUUUAAAAGGUGUGUUAAAUUCCAGUAACUUUUCUGACUUAUUAUUGGUUAAGUUGUGAUACUAUUUUCCAAAAUACCAAAGUAUGCGAUUUAAGUUGCUGCUUAUUGAUGGCAGAAUUUUUGGAUACUAGGGGUUUAAUAGGCAUGCAAAUUAAAUAAUUCAUUUAUUUAAUGUCAGAAUGUCUGACCAAAGGUAGCUUGAUUUUACCCAAAAAAUAUUGAUAACUAAUUGGUUGACAUUUAUGAUGGGGACAGCUCGGUCAAAUAGCCGAACACUCACUAUGGAUGUUUAUACAGGCAGCGUACCAGGGGCUCUAGCAUACCAACCUGGCAAUGCACUUGAUGGUUUGUGUGACCUUAAAAAAGUCCCUUCUGCUGGUUUGUAGGUUCCUUUAGAAACUGAGAUUUCAUCCGUAGUAUUUUCUUAUUUUAUUUCAGAAGUACAGCCUCUUUUUUUUUUUUCAGAUAAAAUCUUACUCAGAAGCCCUACACACACAUGCUGUACCCCGAACACACACACACACACACCCCACCCCUCUAUAUGAAAGUCUUAUUUUAUUGAUAAAAAUUUCCUUAUGUAAACUUUAUAUACCAUAAUAAAUAUUAUAAAGUCAACCAAUAAAAACAUUUAUU